GCCUCUUCCAACUGUCCCGAGAUUUCCAUAUUCCCUACUGCGUCCAGGUUUAAACACCCAUCCGGCCUGUGGCGUCUACACGGGACAUACUCACGCACUUGUCGCUUGGGAGUUCGCCCGUAUUCGGUUGAUCAUUGUCCCGGCAUGCCGGAUUUGAGCACCACGCGCGUCGCAAACCGGAAAUGAGCGAGAAGCAUAUACGUAUACAAAAUGGAGCCAUUCGUAACUGGUUAUGGCCUCUGGCCUUAUAAGAAGGGUGGUCACCUGUUUCCGUGAAAAGAAAUAUCGACAUUGGGGAACUCAACCAGUAUGCGGAUCCAAGACUUCAUCUGCUCCGCUGCGGGCUUGCUUCCGGCGUUGAUCGUUCCGGUGUGCGCGAGUCUGACUACGAAGGAGUCGAGCACGGCGAUGAGUAUUUCGAAUAGCCGUCUUGCUUUCUCUGUAAGCAAGAGUACCGGAUCGGUCGCAAGUCUAUCCCUGGACGGCCAGAAUCUCCUUGGCACAGGACGGGGUCCGUAUCUAGACUGCCAUUGCAUUGCCUCAGGGCAAUGGACUCCUGGGAGUGGCGCGUCAUACACACUGUAUAACGGAACGGAUAGUACCGGGAUUGCGUACGGAGGCGUACGCAUGAGCCACGAGUACCAGAAGACUGGCACGACGCUUGAGCAGUACUGGUUCCUGCGUGAGGGCGAGACGGGCCUGCACAUGUUCUCCCGCGCUGCAUAUCACAACUCGUCGGUACCGGAUAGUGGAAACGACCUUGGGGAGUUCAGGACGCUCUUCCGUCCCAGCGCGUCUAUCUGGACGCAUCUCUCUUCCAGCGAUGGCAUGUAUGGACCGCUGCCAAACACCACCGGUGCACCUGUUGUCCAGGACGCGACUUGGUAUGUAGGCGGCAACAAAUCGGAUCCGUAUGUCCGGGAGGUCUCCGAUUACUUUACGAAAUACAUGUUUUCUGAGACCUGGAGGGAUACUUCCGUCCAUGGAAUGUAUGCAGAUGGCAGAAACACUGCCAAUGGCUCGACUUUUGGUGCCUGGCUUGUGAUGAACACGAAGGAUACGUACUAUGGCGGCCCCACGCAUUCGGACCUGACUGUCGAUGGCAUUGUGUACAACUAUCUGACAUCGAACCACCAUGGAGACGGCGUACCAGCUAUGCUCGAUGGCUUUGAUCGGACGUUUGGGCCACAAUACUACUACUUCAACAAAGGCACCCCGUCUUCAACCCUCCAAGACCUCCGCAAAGACGCCUCUCAAUUCGCGGACCCAAACUGGGCAAUUGCUUUCUACGACUCCAUCUCAAAAUACGUCCCCGGCUACACCCCGUCCUCCGACCGCGGGACAUGGCAAGGCACAAUCACCCUCCCACCCACAGCCUCACGCCCCAUCGCCGUCCUCGCAGCCAACAACCGCGACUUCCAAGACAACAACUUCGACACCCCCGCAUACCAGUACUGGGCCGACAUCGACCCCUCCUCCGGCACCGUCCGCAUCCCAAACGUCAAAGCAGGCACCUACCGCCUGACCGUCUACGCCGACGGCAUCUUCGGCGCCUACACCCAGGACAACAUCGUCGUCGCACCCAGCAAAACUCAGUCUACAACCGCCACCUGGACACCUACCUCCCACGGCACCGAACUCUGGCGCAUCGACACCCCGGACCGCAGCGCAGGCGAGUUCCGCCACGGCAACGCGCCCGACCUCUCCCGCACCCGGCAUCCAGCCCAAUACCGCCUCUACUGGGCCGUGCACGACUUCCCCUCCGAUUUCCCGAACGGCGUCGUGUUUGACGUCGACAAGGACGAUGUCGCGCUAGGCCUCAAUUACGCGCAUUGGAGCGUGUUUGGCGGCAAGGCGAAUAGCCUCCGUCCCGAGCCGUAUUACGCGAAUGUGAAUAAUUGGACGCUUACUUUUGGGUUGGAAGACGCGGAUCUGGCCGGGCGGGAGAGCGCGGUGUUGACGGUGCAGCUUGCGGGUGCGAAGACGUCGACGGGGAAUAAUGAUGAUGCUGAUGGGGUGGAGAAGGCGUGGGUGGAUCUGCCGUUCACGGUUGUGGUUAAUGGUGUUGAGUUGCCGGUUUGGGUUAUUCCCUCUAAUCAUAGCUCGUCUUGCGCUGCGCGCUCCGCGGCUACGUGCUAUACGCUCGCGCACGAAUUCGCGUUUGCUACGGACCUUCUGCGUGCCUCUGCCUUGAAUACUAUUGUGCUUAGUUUGCCUGCUAAUGCUACUGCGCCGGAGACGGCGGUGUUGCCGGAGAGUGUGUAUGUGCAGUAUGAUGCGCUGCGGUUGGAGGUUGGGUAGGGCGAGC
This is a messenger RNA of Pseudovirgaria hyperparasitica, 2308 nucleotides long. Its product is annotated as galactose mutarotase-like protein. Lineage: Eukaryota; Fungi; Ascomycota; Dothideomycetes; Acrospermales; Acrospermaceae. The transcript is spliced from 4 exons. The coding region runs from base 310 to 2301 and encodes 663 amino acids. The record is from RefSeq and is a predicted model, not a curated record. Gene Ontology annotation, molecular function: catalytic activity; carbohydrate binding. Gene Ontology annotation, biological process: carbohydrate metabolic process.